GUCCAUUUGUGUCCUACUACUAAUGACUUACUCUUCUUGGCAGACAAGAAUAAUGUCUUGCUCCAUUGUUGAAAAAACUCUUUAUCUCAUUCUAUCCCAAGACCCAAUUUUGAAAGUGGUGGGUGCUCGUGAUAUUCGACGGCUCACUAAGAGUUCUUUACGUUACCGGCGUCUUUUUUCUGACGCCGUUAAACCACUUGUUGAUAUGCUUCGUUCAACGUCGUUUGAAACCAAUGAAGCUGCUCUCCUUGCACUCCUCAAUCUCUCAGUUAAAGAUGAAGGGAACAAGAAAAGUAUCAUAGAUGCUGGUGCAUUGGAACCCAUAGUCGGCUUUCUUCAAUCAAAUAAUCCAACUCUACAGGAGCAUGCAACUGCUUCAUUACUCACAUUAUCAGCAUCUUCCGUCACAAAGCCGACCCUUGCUUCUUUCGGUGUCAUCCCUCUACUAGUGAAUAUUCUAAGACGUGGUACCCCACAAGCCAAGGUCGACGCUAUAAUGACUCUAUACAAUCUUUCAACUUCUCAAGGAAAUUUAACGUUGAUCCUUCAAACAGAACCGAUUCCUUCUAUAGUUUCACUGCUUAAAUCUUGUAAAAAGUCUUCAAAAACUGCUGAAAAAUGUACCGCUCUUAUAGAAUCUUUAAUGAGUUACGAAGCAAGUAGGGAAGUGUUGACAUCUGAAGAAGGAGGAAUACUUGCGAUAGUUGAAGUUCUUGAAAUUGGAUCUUUACAAAGCCGUGAACAUGCUGUAGGAGCUCUGUUGAUAAUGUGUCAAAGUGAUCGAUGUAAAUACCGGGAACCAAUUCUUAGAGAAGGUGUGAUUCCCGGACUUCUUGAGCUGACUGUUAAAGGGACAGAUAAGGCUAAAGAAAAGUCACAAACACUUUUAAGGCUUCUGAGAGAUAGUCCUUAUCAAAGGUCUCAAUUUCGACCUGAUACAUUGGAGAACAUUGUUUUGAAUCUUAUAUCUCAGAUAGAUGGCAAGGAGCAAAGUGGAAACGCGCAGGGGUUGCUUGCUGAAGUGAUGCAAGUUAGUAUGGAUCAAAGUUUGAGACUUUUACAACAAAGGGCAAUGGUUUGUGCUCCGGUUGAUUUGUCUGUUUCCGGUGGUAUCUCCACGAUCUCUUCAACAUGAUACGGUUUGGUAUAUUAGAAGUUUCUCUCAUUUCAUCCUGCAAUCGUGUUACUGUGUUGAGGUCAAUUUUUUGUGCUCGGAAAAUUAUUAGUUAUAUUAAUUAGACAAUGCCAGUUCAAUUAUUGUUAUUGAACUGAGACGGGCUUAAAUGGAGUGACAUGAACAGUGCGGAUUCAUAUAGCUAACUCCAACCUGUUUCGGAAUAAGGCGUUGUUGUUGUUAGACAAUGUCAGUCCAGGCCCUUCUAGGAGCUAGGCGACUGGCUAAUGUAAAAGUUUUGGAGAAUUAGAAUUUUAGUUUUUUGAAGUUGGUCUUUGUAUAUUUUUGUACACAAACUUUGAAGGUUAUACAAAUAGUUAAGGCUCCAAUUCUCCUUAACAUGAUACAGUUUGGUAUAUUAGAAUGCACACUUUAUUUGUCUC
This is a messenger RNA of Lycium ferocissimum, 1557 nucleotides long. RefSeq names its product U-box domain-containing protein 4-like. Lineage: Eukaryota; Viridiplantae; Streptophyta; Magnoliopsida; Solanales; Solanaceae. Gene Ontology annotation, cellular component: nucleus; cytoplasm. The record is from RefSeq and is a predicted model, not a curated record. The coding region runs from base 23 to 1135 and encodes 370 amino acids. Gene Ontology annotation, molecular function: protein binding. The transcript has 2 exons.